UUACCUUCGUUGACGUCAAGCAUUUCACCGUUCAAACUUUAAACCCAUUUUUUAUUCUCAAAGAAAAAUAUGUUCAUCUUUGAUGCAAGCUCAACCAUUGCUCAAUGAGAAGCCGUAGAGCUUGUGCAACCAUUCCUUCAAUCAAGCUUAUGCAAGACAAUCACAGAGAACCUCCAUAUUCUUCUUCUUCUGGGGAAUAGUCGGAGGAAUACUAUAUAUAAAGCUUAAACCACUGCUCUUGCAAUCACUGGCUUAUUUUGUUCCACGACCUAUUGAUUGGAAGAGCUAUUAUUAUUGCAAAAGAGGAGAAGGUUUUGAGCACAAAAGCUGCAAUGGCUUCAUCAUCAGGAUCGAAUAAUGCAGGUUUGUCUCAGAUUAUGGAGAAGAAUUUUGUUCUGUUGGUUGGGAUUUUAUUGUUGCAGAUUGUAGUUCAUUGCUCUGGUGCUGAUUCGAAGGUAGAAUCCAGUGUGAAAACUGAUUUGGACCGCAGAAGUUCGUUAACAUCGGAUAAUUCAAAUGGUUCCAUUGAUAACACUGUUGGGUCUAAUUCGGUUUCGAAUGCUAACGAUGUUCAAAAAGUGAAGAAAGAAGGAGAUCAGGUGGUUGGAUCAAAGGAGGGUAUUGGGGAUAAGAGGAGCAAUCCAAGUAAGGAAGUGGGUGUGAAAGAAUCUGAUAAUGUGGCAAGGAGUGGUGGAGGGUCGAGCGAGGGAUCCAAAUUAGAGGGCGAGGACAAGAAACAGAAGCAGAGUGAUGGGUUGGAAUCAAGGGAAGUGCCUAAGGAGGUGGAUAAUGGUGCAAAUACGGUCUCUGUGAACCCCACAAGGAAGGAGGGGACGCGGAGUGAGGAAUGUGAUACAUCUAAUAUGUGUACUGAUGAGGGCAACCAGUUGGUUGCGUGUAUGAAAGUUCCCGGAAAUGAUUCUCACCAUCUUUCACUUUUAAUUAAGAACAUGGCCAAAGGCCCUCUCUUGGUUGCCAUUGUAGCUCCUGAUUUUGUGCGACUGGACGAAACAAAAAUUCAACUUGAAGUGAAAGAAAACAGAAAAGUUUUGGUUUCUGUUGGAAACGGAGGGGCUGGCAGUUCAAUUGUCCUAAAAGCUGGAAAUGGUCGAUGCAACCUUGAUUUGAAGGACCUAAUCACAAACAGUUCCAGGAAGGAGCCUGAGAAUUCUUCAAACUUUGCCUACACAAACUUCCCAAAACAAAAACCUACGAUUGCAAUUCUGUUCUUUGCUUCAGCAAUGAUAUUGGCAUCGGCUUGGAUGUGCAUCAGCUUUAGAAAUAGGCGCGUCUCUGGCAGUGGGUUGAAAUAUCAGAAACUAGAUAAGGACCUGCCAAUUUCCAAUGUAAAAAACCGGGUGUUGCAUGUUAACGAUGGAUGGGAUAAUAACUGGGACGACAAUUGGGAUGAUGAGGAGGCACCCCACACACUCUCGAUGCCGAUUACUCCUAUUCUCUCUGGCAAGGGCCUCGCCUCACGACGGUUGAACAAGGAAGCGUGGAAAGAUUAGUCAGUUAGGUUGAGAAAGAGACUGUAGAUGCAUGUUCCUAUUUUUGUUGAUUUGUUUGUUAUUGACAGACAAUUAUCUGAUUUUUCAUUUUCCAAGCAGGUGUAAAAACAGGAAAAAGGUUUUUCCCACUUAUUUACAGGAGGUUAUGUGCUGACUUGUACGCCAAAAGCUUUUUGGGUGUUUUUGGUGAAGUUUUGCUUUCUAGGGCAGAUGUGGGUUGCCUGUUGGCUAGGGUACGUCUCUCUUGUACUCAAGUUUGAAUUUCCUUUUCCUUAAAUUAAAGUAGUUUUGAAUAUCA
Messenger RNA from Pyrus x bretschneideri (Chinese white pear), 1809 nucleotides. RefSeq lists its product as uncharacterized. The transcript is spliced from 6 exons. Bases 333 to 1511 code for a protein of 392 amino acids. The record is from RefSeq and is a predicted model, not a curated record. NCBI's taxonomy places the organism in Eukaryota, Viridiplantae, Streptophyta, Magnoliopsida, Rosales, Rosaceae.